CUUCAUUACUGGAAUUAAUGCCCGCACGCAGUAUAAUUGGUUCGUCAAACUGUCACAAAAUGUUUAUGUAGCAUAAUGUUAUAACGAGGUCAUUAAACCACAAUUAACUUCACCGUUCGGGACACUAAUUGUUGUGGUUUUUGGAGUGAGAGAGUGAGAGCGAAGGACUUCGAUCAUUCGUUCGUCCAGAGCAAGAUUCGUCCGAUAUUACCUAUCUGCAUGUUUUGAAAGCUAGAGGGAUACACCCAACCCAUUAUGACGUCACAUGUGUCUCCUCCCUUCAACCUGUCGUUCACCGAGGCGUCGUUCUUCGGACUGAGCAACCUCGGUGUGGCGCAAUGCCUCCUCGAUCACGGGACCGUAGUCCUCUCCCAGAUGCAGGCGAUAGGCGGCUCAUCCUCCAGUGCCAUCAUCGCUGCUAUCAUAGCAACGGCUCCUGAAAAAUUAGCGGAUUUACUCUAUGGCCUCUACGAUAUCGUCGACGAGAUGUCGCCCCUCCCAAAUGGCGCCAUCACCCCGGGAUUUGAUUUCAUUGGUCGGCUACGCGCGCUCCUCGACCGGCUCCUACCAAUCACAGCGCACCAAUUAGCAUCUCAUAAAUUAUUCAUCAAAGCUACAGAGCUGCGAUUGGUUGAUAAGUACGACGCGCUGACGGUGCAUGACGUCGAUCAAGGGACGAGCUCGUGCGUGAGGUCGAAGGGACCAAAAGUAUUCGAGGUCGGUGAUCGGGCUUGGGCCUUGGGUGCCGAGGUACAGAUUUCAAGCUAUGCGAGUCGAGAGGAACUCAUCGAGGUUAUCCUGGGCAGCGUCUUUGUACCUUGGUUCACGACGUGGACACCGCCUUCAUUCGAUGGCAAGUUCACUACACGCCAGAUUGAUGAUCGAACCCUGAGAAAGGUGGAGAUCGUGAAGGAUGGACCGCUUGAGAUGUACCUCGAGGGGGGCUCAAUUACACCCCUUCUUGGGAGAGUGGUUGUGGCAGAGGUACUUGAGGACGGUGCUGCUGCUAAAAGUGGAGCCAUUAGCAAGGGGGAUCAGAUCUUAAUGCUAGAGGGAAAGAAGCUGAUUGACGUCCCCUUGGAAACGGCGCAGUUGACGUUCAAAGACUACAUGAAGGGAAAACUUGACGUGAGUAUCAUUAACGCAAACAUCAAAAAGUAA
Messenger RNA from Strongylocentrotus purpuratus (purple sea urchin), 1161 nucleotides. RefSeq lists its product as uncharacterized. Bases 256 to 1161 code for a protein of 301 amino acids. The transcript is spliced from 6 exons. Gene Ontology annotation, molecular function: triacylglycerol lipase activity; protein binding. Lineage: Eukaryota; Metazoa; Echinodermata; Echinoidea; Camarodonta; Strongylocentrotidae. The record is from RefSeq and is a predicted model, not a curated record. Gene Ontology annotation, cellular component: cytoplasm; lipid droplet; membrane. Gene Ontology annotation, biological process: lipid homeostasis; triglyceride catabolic process.